GGCGCGUUCACCAGCUGCGCAUGCAUAACAUAUUAAAGGGAUAGUGAACGUCAAGCGUCACUCUACACAGAUACAAGCAAACUGACCAGACUGAGCUCCAUCAAAUCCCACCAUGUACAUUAAAUUUUGUAAUUUCGGGCCAUACGCGGAUGUGAAAGUGCCUCCGGAUUCGAAGGAGGAACUGAACACAGAUGUUUACAGGAGAGUUCGUCUGUACAAGAGGAUUUCCGCUGUUUUCAUCGUUUUCUCUUUGUUCUUGCUGGCUGUGGUUCUUUCUCUGGCUAUGGAGUUAUAUGAAGUUCAGUCCCACCAGAAUUGUCCAGUGAGUGAUGAUGCUGAAGAAUUGAACUGUAGCCGCCAACUAUGUCAGAUCAUGUACCCUUCAACAACUGCUGACCAAAACCAGGUAUCUGAGGUCCAGUCCAGCCAGAUGUGUCAAGAUCUCAUUGCUGAAAUGAGAGAAAUGAAGAAAAUGCACAGUUACACCUCAAACCAAGGGUGUCAGUGCUCUGAGUGCAGGCAGGGCUGGAUAAAGUUUGAGAAUUCUUGCUACUUCAUUUCUAAGCAGCGUCUACAAUGGCAGAAGAGCAGGGAGGCAUGUCAGAAACAGGGUGGAGACCUGGUUGUCAUCAACAAUGAACGCCUUCAGAAGUUUCUAACUGAGAAUUGGAGAAUGCUGUACUGGAUUGGUCUCCAUAAUUCAGAAAAGAAGCAAUGGAUGUGGAUUAACAAUACUGCACCAACCCAGAGCUACUGGAUACAAGGCCAGCCAAAUCCAGACACUCAGGGCUCCUGUGCAUUGCUAAAUGGAGGGACGCCUGAUCUGAACAACUGGCUUUCAAACCCCUGUGAGGUGUAUUCACAUUUCAUCUGCCAAAGGGGUUAAAAUUGGAGAAUGUCAGCCACCUUCACAUUCAUCUGCAACAUUUAGCUUUAAUGACAAAAUUUUACUCUUUUGUGUGUUAUGUGACAUGCAGUUCAUAAAUAGUAACAACUAUAGAAAUAGUACAUGAAACAAUCCUGUUCUGUGAUGCACAAUCAAGUAGAUAUGCUAUGUUAUUUGAAUGAUUGAGACAAUAAGACUUAAGUGUACUUGCUGAAACUGACUCUGCUCUCUUUUAGUACUUGAAUACUUACUUGUAGGUUUUAGUAACUUUAAUGUACUUUGCACUAAUUUCUAUGACAUUAUUCUCACUAAAACAUGCAGAAGGUAUUAUAGACCUUAAUAUAUACCCAAGUAUCAGCUUUUAAAAUGCAUUGUGUGAUGUCAUUAAGUAUAAGUAGUAAACUAUAAGUAGAAGUAAAGUAUAAGUAGAGAUGCCUUUACAGUGGUUCAAUUAAACAUUCCUAUUUUGUCCUUACUUUGUAAUGCAGCUGAAACAUUCUCAGUCAUGUGAUGACUCAAACAAUAAAAUAAUAAAAUGAUUACGUUGAACAGAA
Tachysurus fulvidraco (yellow catfish) is the source of this 1440-nucleotide messenger RNA. RefSeq names its product CD209 antigen-like protein C. The coding region runs from base 113 to 886 and encodes 257 amino acids. NCBI's taxonomy places the organism in Eukaryota, Metazoa, Chordata, Actinopteri, Siluriformes, Bagridae. The record is from RefSeq and is a predicted model, not a curated record. The transcript has 7 exons.